AUGGAACAAACAGGGCGGCGUUCGGUAGUUGAGGCGAUAGGCGCCGACGAGGAAAGUAAGGCCCGAAGGAACAGCUAUGCGGAAACAGGGGGGAAACCUAAACCACCCAGGGACUGGAGCAACAGUCUGAUCCAUUCACACUAUAUGUCGGCACCCGCGGUUUGGGACCGGAAAACCUCGUCGGUGCGAAAAAUGAUUGUAGACUCGCAUGGCCCUAUAGCCACUCCGCCCCGACGUACCAUUCCACUUGGCGACCAGACGACCGAGGUGUACAGCCGGCCGACGGGCCGAAGACCGGGCAGAGAUAAGUAUGGCACAGAACCUACGCCUGCGGUGCACGGCGCACCCAAACGCGUGCGCCGCGGCACCCCCGAGAUCGGUCUAUUGCACGGUCGUCGCAAAACGGCGAAAGUAAGCGAACAGCCCGCCCCACUGGCUCGCGCGCACAGGCGCCAGUCGCGCGAGGACCGGGCGCGAGGUGUGAGAGACCUGGCCUCCACAAAAGACUCGCGUGCCGCGUCGCAUGCUGUCCGUCGCCGUGGGAACGGCAGCGCCGCCAUCACCAGGUGCGAGACCGGCGCCGCUGGUGAUGCCGCGCAUAAACUCCAGGCGGAACAGGCCCACUCCAGAGCCGGCUACUUGGAACCCAUUCACCUCGGCAAUACAUUCUCUAUGCACACCAUUUUUCACGCACACCACUAUGCACCGGGUGAUGCAUCAACUACUUUCAAGAAAUCUACUACAUCGUCUCAUUACCUCCACCGCACCCAACGUCGCGUGCUUCUCAUAGGACGCCUACCGACGUCAUUUACAUCUCCAUUGGAGUUUGCGGUGGGAGACUCUUCAAGUGGUAGAAACCUAGUCAUGUGCUACGCUUCUUUGUCACAGAUGGACGCGGCGGUUCCAUUUGCCGUCAGGUAUGUACGACAGGACAGCGAAGCAGCGCAGAUACCACGGCGCGGUGGGCGGGGCUUGGCGCGGCGCGGCGCGGCGCGGCGCGGCGCGGAGCAGAGGCCUGCCCGAAAUCGACGACGAAGAGCAGGUCGAGAGGUCGACGUGGAGUCGAGCGGCCUCGAGUGCCCUGGAAAGGGCUCGAAGACGCUAAAUCAGCGACCCACUUCGGCGCGACUCAAAGAAAUCUGGCGCCGCGUUUGA
This is a messenger RNA of Gryllus bimaculatus (two-spotted cricket), 1155 nucleotides long. NCBI's taxonomy places the organism in Eukaryota, Metazoa, Arthropoda, Insecta, Orthoptera, Gryllidae. The record is from the annotation of a GenBank genome assembly.